AUUUGGAGACCUUUAACUCAGCAGCAGGUCCGCGUUCAACAAAGCUCCGUUUAAACAUGGCUUUGGAUGUGAAGUCCAGAGCUAAGCGAUAUGAAAAGCUGGACUUUCUCGGAGAGGGUCAGUUUGCCACGGUCUACAAAGCAAGAGACAAAACGAAGAAUACCAUUGUUGCAAUUAAAAAGAUUAAAGUUGGGCACAGAACCGAGGCAAAAGAUGGAAUCAACAGAACGGCCCUCAGAGAAAUCAAGCUGCUGCAGGAGUUGAGUCAUCCAAAUAUAAUUGGACUCCUUGAUGCCUUCGGACACAAAUCCAACAUUAGUCUUGUGUUUGACUACAUGGAGACUGACCUAGAGGUUAUCAUAAAGGACACGAGUCUUGUGCUGACGCCAGCCAACAUUAAAGCCUACAUCCUGAUGACACUGCAGGGUCUGGAGUACUUGCACCAUCACUGGAUCCUCCACAGGGAUUUGAAGCCAAACAAUUUACUGCUCGAUGAAUCUGGUGUUCUGAAGCUUGCUGAUUUUGGAUUGGCAAAAGCCUUUGGAAGUCCUAACAGAGUUUAUACACAUCAAGUAGUGACCAGAUGGUACCGGGCCCCAGAGCUGCUCUUCGGGGCCAGGAUGUAUGGAGUGGGUGUGGACAUGUGGGCAGUGGGCUGCAUACUUGCAGAGCUCCUACUCCGGCUCCCCUUUCUGGCUGGAGAUUCUGACCUGGAUCAGCUGACAAAGAUAUUUGAAGCGCUGGGGACUCCAACAGAAGAGACUUGGCCUGGGAUGACCAGUCUCCCAGAUUACGUCUCAUUUAAACUGUUUCCUGGCACACCUUUGGAGCACAUUUUCAGUGCAGCGAGUGAUGAUCUUCUGGAGCUCUUGAAGGGCCUGUUUACCUUUAACCCUUGCACCCGUCUCACAGCCUCAAAGGCACUGAUGACGCAGUAUUUCAGUCAGAGACCAGCGCCUACCCCAGGCCCUCAGCUUCCCCGGCCAAACUGUUCAGCAGAAGCUCUGAAAGAAAAAGAAAAUCUCACCAUCGGCAUUAAAAGAAAACGUGAUGGUAUUGAACAAGGUCUGCUACAGGUUCGUCUCUUUGAUGGUAACAGUGCAGAACGUGCUUUUUCAUUCCCAGGCUCCUUUCCUCCAGGCUCUCCUCAGGCCCCGACACAUCUUUUAAAUACUAACUAACUGGAUUCUAAUUGUCAUGUACAUCAAGAGGGAUUAAUGCUGUAGACAUUUUGCAAUAAAGCUUCCCUGAAGAAAAAGUUGGUGUUUUAGGUGAUGUGGUUUGACGACUCCUGCCUGGUUUUGAGCCAUGUGACCUCUAAUGCUGCUGCAGACAUCCACUAAUAAAUCACACAUUGGUCAACCUUUCAUAAGAACUAUUUGUGACUGCUGGAACAGGCAUAUUUAUGUUGAUUCGAUUGUUCAUAUAUUUUUUUUCAGUUAUUUUUAUACACGUGGUAUGUAAAUAAAUUAUGGUGAGAACAUG
This is a messenger RNA of Neoarius graeffei (lesser salmon catfish), 1485 nucleotides long. RefSeq names its product cyclin-dependent kinase 7 (gene cdk7). Lineage: Eukaryota; Metazoa; Chordata; Actinopteri; Siluriformes; Ariidae. The transcript has 13 exons. Bases 57 to 1181 code for a protein of 374 amino acids. The record is from RefSeq and is a predicted model, not a curated record. Gene Ontology annotation, cellular component: transcription factor TFIIK complex; transcription factor TFIIH holo complex; nucleus. Gene Ontology annotation, biological process: protein phosphorylation; positive regulation of transcription by RNA polymerase II. Gene Ontology annotation, molecular function: cyclin-dependent protein serine/threonine kinase activity; ATP binding; RNA polymerase II CTD heptapeptide repeat kinase activity.